Messenger RNA from Perca flavescens (yellow perch), 2056 nucleotides. It is a transcript of the gene fibina, whose product is annotated as fin bud initiation factor a. The transcript has a single exon. Lineage: Eukaryota; Metazoa; Chordata; Actinopteri; Perciformes; Percidae. Bases 158 to 787 code for a protein of 209 amino acids. The record is from RefSeq and is a predicted model, not a curated record.
GUAUCAGGGGCCACCAGGGGCCCUCCUACUGUAGCUUUAAACAGGCGGACUGCGCCUUUUAGGUGACGGGGGACUGUAACAUGAGUCGGGAUGAAAACUGUGCGCUGGGUCCGGCUGCCAGUGCAGAUGCUGUUCGCCAAAGAGAGAGAAGGGGUGCAUGAUGGAUCCUGUCCCGCUGCUGCUCAUCAUAGUCACAUUUUUGCCGUUUUGCUCGGCAGUCUACACCGGGCCCCUCCAACCGGAGAUCUCCAAUGGCACUUUCCAUCACUUCUUUGUCCCGGACGGGGAUUACGAGGAGACUGAAGACCCCGAGGACUGCCAGAUGCUGUUUAAAUUCUCGGAUGUGUAUCCAUGUGGCGCCUCUGAAGAGAGGGACUCCGUGGUGAGGGACGACUUCAUCAUCACCACGCUGCAGGCGGAGGACGCGGCGCGACUGUUGGAGGGCAUCGGCCGGACUGUGGCGCACGACCUGGACGGAGAGGACAGCUACGGAAAGUUCCUCCAGCGGGAAGUCUCUCAGAUCGGAGAAGCGUUUUCUAACGUGGACAAGUCUCUAAUGGAGCUGGAGGUGAAGUUUAAACAAAGUCAAGAAACUGAGCUGAGAGAGGAGCAACAGCUGAACGGCUAUGUAAUGAAGCAAGUGAGUGACAUCCGGGGAACUCUGAGGGAAACUACAGACAUCUCUCUGGGACUGAAAGAUAAACACGAGCUGCUGUCUCUCAUCAUUCGCAGUCAUGGUACCAGACUGAACCGCCUAAAGACAGAGUAUCUUAAUGUUGGCUCAUAGUGUGGUUAUUGAAGGCUGUGUGUGUGUGUGUGUGUGUGUGUGUGUGUGUGUGUGUGUGUGUGUGUGUGUGUGUGUGUGUGUGUGUGUGUGUGUGUGUGUGUGUGUGUGUGUGUGUGUGAGACCCUCCAGUUCAACAAACAACUGGAAAGUUGUGGCUUAUGAAUUAAUAUCUCUGACGCUUGGCUAUCCCCAUUCUUUGGACUUGUCAUUUAAAGGAGCUUUAACACAAACAUCAAGACAUUCCAAAGGAAAUGUGAACAUAAAUUAUGUCUGCAUGGAGUCCUCUGUGCCACCAGAGUAUGAAAAUAAAAGCCCUCCAAGUAGAUUUAUCAGCCUCUGAAUCAAUAUUAUACCUAUAAAUUUUUGUCUGUAUGGUUUAAAUUAUGUUGUUUAGACAUUUGUAAUAACUGAUCAAAUAAAUGCUUUUUAUUCAUCUCAUAUCUUAAUAUCCCCUUUUACUUUUAAGCAAGACAUUAUGUUUCAGUGUCUUUAACAAUUACGAAUUUUGAUGUCAAAAGUAUUUCAUGUUGCAUCAUAUUCAUAAGUUUUCUCCUGCAUAUACAGUACACAAACUGACAUACGGUGAUGUAUUUAAUGAUGGUCUUUAAAUUACCAUGUUUGUUGUUGGCACUACAAGUGCCAGUCUUGGCUGUCCUGUCAAAGUGGCCCUGGUUAAUUGGCGUUUAUGGUCUGUCUUUGCCUCCCACUUCCAUCUGGAAGUCAUCUACUCGAAUAUGAAGCAUGUUUGUCGGAAAGCAGCCACUGUCUUCAUCAUCUGCUCUUUUGUCUGUUAUGAUCUGUAAAAUGUGUGGUUUAUAUGAAAUGUCAUUUUGUUGAAAAUCUGACUGGUUUUGGAUGAUGUCAUUUUGACUAAAAAUAGACUCAAAAAUGACAUAAAGCUUGUUUAAAUCUCUAAAGAAAUAGUCUCUCUUGCUCUUCUGCUGUGUUGACAUACAAUAUCUUAUUUCAGACAUGCUGUUUAUGGGGAGGAAAGUUGUUUUGAAUUCUUGAGAGGCAUUAACUCUAGCUCCUCCACAAUUCGCUGUGCUUUUAAUUUAAUAUUUUGAAUGCCUUUGGUAGACAUCUGUGUAUUUUCUCUCUUUAACUACUGUUUAAAACUCUCUUGUUCCAGCCAGUCUGCAACAACCACAAAGUAACUGCCAUAAGCGUGCCCACUUUUUUACAGAGAUCAUGUCUGUGCAGAUGUGAGGAAGCCAGAUGGGCUGCCAUGGGCGCAACUGGGUGUGAUUUCCUCUGUCUGGUUUUCCU